AUGGCGGCGGCGGGCCCCGGCGGCCGGGCCGCGGUACCGGCGCGGCGGGGGCGGCGGCGGCGGGGGCGGGCCGGGGCGGCGGCGGAGGAGGACGAGGUGGCGCUGGCGGUGGCGGAGUGCCCGGUGUGCCGCCAGGCGCUGGUGGAGGCGGUGACGCCGCCCUGCCGCCACUCGCUCUGCCUCGCCUGCUUCCAGCGCUGCCUGCAGGGCCCGGGCCUCUGCUGCCCGCUCUGCCGCAGCCGCCUCUCCACCUGGGCCCGCCGCCAGCAGGCCCGCGCCGAGCCCGCCGCGACGACGGCCGCCGGAGGAGGCGGGGAGCAGCGGCCGCCGGACCAAGACUUUAUAUUCAGAGCACCCAUUAAAUUAAGCAAACCAGGGGAACUCCGAGAAGAAUAUGAAAGCCAGCUGAGGAAGCUGAGAGAAGAAAAACUACAAGAAGAAAAAGCUUCUGAGGAUCUGAUUCACAAGUUCAUUCUAGAUGACAUGGACGUGGGAAAAAGAAAAAUGGAAGAGCAGCAGAAAAAAGACGAAUCUUUAGUGCUUAAAGUGAACCAAGAGUGUUUUCCUGAACGUCUCUCGGAUUCAGAGAACGAAGAACCAUUCCAGGGCAAGCAAACACAUCGGUCGGCUUUUGUUUCCAAGACCAGUGCCUACUCCUUUGCUUUCCUUUCAGGGAACCUAACCGCCAAGGUGGAAAGGAGUCGGAGCUGCAACGACACCAUUCAGGAGAGAUCAAAGAGCAGGCAGAGAUCAGCCCCAGCCAACAAAACAAAGGUGCCACCCGUCACCAGCACAUCAACGCCGCUGGUUGGAGUUUUGUCGUCCACCCAAAACAACCGCUGCCUCUCCGCCCCAGACCUGACGGCAGAGAAACGCCUGGUCCUCAACCCCGUUUCGUCCCUCUCGGCCCUGCACAAGCCAGAGCGAUCCAUCAGCCCCGAGAGCAAUGACAGCAUCUCGGAAGAGCUCAACCACUUUAAGCCUAUCGUCUGCUCCCCAUGUACUCCUCCAAAGAGGCUUCCUGACGGCAGAGUCCUGAGCCCUCUCAUUAUCAAGUCCACCCCGAGAAACCUGAACCGGAGCCUGCAGAAGCCGACCACCUACGAGGCCAGUCCUAGAAUACUGAAAAAAUGGGAGCAGAUAUUUCAGGAGCGCCAGAUCAAAAAGACUCUCUCUAAAGCAACCCUUACAUCCUUGGCUUCGGAGCCUGGGGAAGACGUUACAGUUCCUGACAUCACCAACUCCAGCACUUGCACUAAAGAGCAGCCGCAAAUGCAGGAUGAUCACCUUCCACCUGACACAACAGGAGACCCUCGCCCCGAGCUGGAUUUCUUUCCUUCCAUCAGUGAAACGAAGCCAGGAAGAGGGAGUGAGAAGAACAGAGAUUCACAAGCCUUAACAACAGACGACAGCGCUGCCGAACCAGAUGCGAGAUCAAAUGUCACCUCCCUAAACACACGAGUGCCCGAAGUCCCUGACCUAAAAGUGAACACAUUCAAGGACAAGUCCUGUCUUAGUCUUGGCCCGAAAAUGCUGAGCAGAAGACUCAUGGGCGUCAGCGGAUCGCUGCCUGACAACAGCACGCUAGGAGUCCCCGUCAAGACAUCGGGAAAAAAGCAGUUGAAAUACCUGAACAACAGCGAAUUGAUCAACGUGCAGAACAGCACCUGCAAUUCCGUUGAGAACAUCAUCGGGGAACAGCCCCCGUCGCUGAGACGGGGCCGGAAGAGACGCUGCAAAACGAAGCACUUGGAGCACAACGGCUCCGUCAAAAGACUGAGGCACGCGGCAGGGGAGGUGGGCUUGCCUCCAGAGGAUCGCUUGGUACGGGAGAUGGAGCAGAAGCUCCAGCAAGAGGAGGAGGACAGGAGGUUGGCCCUGCAUCUGCAGCGGAUUUUCGACAGCGAGAAUAGGACAGUGGAUAGGCGGAAAGUCAGAGUCGAUCGGUAUCUGCUGCGGUCGAAGAGCACUCUGGGCGCUAAGUAGCACUGGUGGACGAUGUUGCCUUUCUAGAGGACAAUGAGGUUUAUCAGAUUAUCUUAUAGGAAAACUAUUUUUUGUCAUAAUUCCACCCACAGCAAUUGUUUUUUCGUUUUGGGGGUAAGACAUUUGUAGGUCCAGUUCAGAGAGAAGCCAGAGUCCUUUCAGAUUAACAGAAAAAAGAGAGAAUGAGAAAAAAAAAAUCCUCUAGCUUUCUGGUCCAUUGGCCUGAAAGAAGUGUCCGUCGUCCCCAUGAA
Messenger RNA from Gavia stellata (red-throated loon), 2237 nucleotides. RefSeq names its product ring finger protein 169 (gene RNF169). The transcript has 6 exons. Gene Ontology annotation, biological process: double-strand break repair. Gene Ontology annotation, molecular function: metal ion binding; nucleosome binding; ubiquitin-protein transferase activity. The record is from RefSeq and is a predicted model, not a curated record. Gene Ontology annotation, cellular component: site of double-strand break; nucleus. The coding region runs from base 1 to 1986 and encodes 661 amino acids. NCBI's taxonomy places the organism in Eukaryota, Metazoa, Chordata, Aves, Gaviiformes, Gaviidae.